GUAGAAAAUCUCAAAAUUGGUUGCUUCAAAGACUCGCCCUCAAACAGACAUUUCCGCAUUUCGCCUGGGGAUUACAAGACUUGGAGCUUAACACCAUAUGUCUGCGUAAAACUUUGUGGAAGUUUGAGAUACAAAUUUGCUGCCCUACAAAAUGGAAAUUUGUGUUUCUGCGCCGAUAAUUUUAAUGUUUCGCAAGAGGCAAGCGUGGAUUGCACUGCAAACUGCACAGGAGACAUAAGAUAUUCGUGUGGUGGAACAUGGGCUAAUUCAGUAUACAAUUCUACCUCGUACGGGAAAAAGCUCGUUAUAAAUCACUUCGGUCCGUUGAGGAUUUUUGAGUGGGUAAAUAUGUCCGCUGUUUUAAUGAAUGAUAGUGCUCUAGGAUUAAAAGUAUCGUUUAAUAUUGGAGAUGAAAAUGGUGACUCUCCCGGAGACAGCGCAGUUUUUAAUUUCAAGGCGUCGUUUUGGGGGAGAAUAGAUGUUAAAGCUCGACUGCUGAACAUUGGCCCUGAGUUGGGUUAUAGCCACCGAGAGUUGUACAUCCAUGCUAUCCCAGGGCGAGCGGAAUUAAAUUGUCCUUCUGUGGCUCGUACGGGACAUACGCUUCGCUGCGUGGCAAAGAUUUACGAAGGAACGAACCUUCAGGCAACAUGGACGUUUAAAAACGGAGAUAUCAAACACAUUUUAUUACCAGGUAAACCAAAACUGAUAUUUGCUUGGUUAUUGUUAGUCUUUCAUUUAUUUCGUCUUUUAUGUGUUGCGAAAGCGCCUCGAUUUGACAAGGGACUGUCAAAGUGGUACGCUCAUACUGACACUCACGACGUAUUAUGAGAAACAACCUUGAUUAAAUUGAAAGGGCAUUCAAGCUGAGCACACUCGUUAUUUUUUCCCUUGGAUUGGUCGGCAAACCAUUUAACACUCCUUUUAAACAAAAAAGUCGAAAAUUACCAGCAAUACUAAAAAUCAACAAACAGGACGACCGCUAAGCGGUUAACGCUCGAUUCAAAAUCAUUUAUGUUUUGUAUAGGUGGCAGCCAUACGACUCCGUUUUAAUGUCCAAAGUCAAAUAACACACAGACUCAUGUUAUUAAAAUCCAUUUCAUAUGUUUGGCAUUUUUUUCGUUCAUUUGUUGUAUUUGCAAAAGGCCAAUUUUGUUUAAAUUAUUUGACAGUUCAGAUACAUUGCCGGCGAACUUAACCAUGGCUUAUCUUUCUUUUCAAAUUCAGAAAGCAUGCACAGCGAUAACAAAAUGAAUUAAAAACACAAUAGCCUCAUUUCAUACAGACUUUGUAGUGUUAUUCUUUAUCUUGUUAAAACCCUUAAGCAUAACAAAAGAAUUGGAAAUUAUUUUGUACAGGUGGAAGCCGUAAACUGGUUUUUUGAGAUGCAAAUUCAGUGACGAAAUAGGGCAAUAAAGCAGCUUUGUCUUUUUGGAUAACGAUAGCAGCUCAAAACAAAUAUAACAAAUAUAAAUAAGCAAAUGAAAACUGUUUGUAGGGACUAAAGUGAUAUAGUGAUAUCAACGAAUUUCUACAAGGCUCGAUUAAAGCCGCUGUUCAGGAAAAUGAGCCCGCACUUAUCUCCCCGAAAGCUAAACAGCAGCAAGAAAAUCAAAGACCACAGGCCUCCCAAACUCACUAUAUGUGAUCGCUUGUUAAAGAUUAACACAACUGGCAGUAUUGCGUGAUGUAACGAUUUAUAGGGCUCAUCCGCAAACAGUUUUAUUUCAAAAUAAGUCGCCUUAUAUACCACUUAUUAACCGAGAGUGAGGUCAUCACAGGGAAAUCUCAGAUCGAGGCCUUGAUGUAUGGACCGGUCAAUACAUCAAGGCUGAGGUCUGAGAUUUCCCUGUAAUAACCGAGCAGAAGAGAUAAAUAAAUUGAUUAUUAAAAUAAUGGCUUUUUAAUUGUGGAACUGAGACUGCGAUCAAUUAAAACCAAAAACUGGUCACCCCAAUGAGUUGUACACUGGUUGUAAACUCCGUCUGCGACACCUGUACAAAGACCGGACUCAAGAGAAUGGCGGAAAUGGAGCCUAAAUCUCUGCUAAAGGCCUUUUGUUAAAUGUAAGGCUAGCAAACUUAAGAAGCCUACUUGAGAUUUUAUCUAGUCCACAAUUCUUGGAUGCGCUUAAUUUUUAUAUCAAACGGUAUACGUGUUCUUCAGUCACAGGAGUAAACGCAAACUGUGUAGAUGCCCCACUGUUAAUGUAUCGUUCUGGGGAGUACCUGUAACUGGAAUGUUCUUGGCCAAUUUUUCUUCCAGGGAGCAGAAAUGUUGAUUCAUUUUUAUCAAUAUUUCUCAAACUCAUUGAUGAUUCAUAAAAAAAAAUACAAAGGAAAUUUAAGGUUAAUGAGUGUUUAGAAAUCAAAUGAAAAACUGGUCAUUUUUGCAUCCUUAAUUUCUCCCUCUAAAAUCAUUUUGUUUGAGAAGUAAUAUCAAGCAUUCAACACAGUGUUUCAUCAACAAAUGAAACACCUCGAAGUUCAUCAGAAAUACUCCGCUGCGCGUCGUAUUUUUAACUCUCUUCUCGGUGUUUCAUCUGGUGAUGAAACACUGAGUCUCAUUCUUGACUGAUAUUACAUAAUUGACACCCACAAAAAGCUCACUUAUCAAUGUUGUCUUAGUACUUCGACCUUAGCGUACUAUUAAUUAGUUUCAAAGUUUCUCUUACAUCACCAUGAAUGCAAUUGUUUCAUGCUUUCCAUUGUCUCAUUCUCAUUUUCAUUUUCAUUCUCAUUCUCUCCCCAGACCCCCUGUACGUGCGUGCUGGGCCGGCCGUGCCUCAAUGGAGUUUAUCCGGAUUAGCUUCCUCAUAUAACACAGGAGUGUUUUUGCUUCCCAAUUCCCAGUUUACCUCCGAGGCAAGGGUUUUAGCUCUGGAAAUCUACGGACACACAGCAGGGGACAUCAAAGUUUUUGUGAGUAAUUUUCAGUUAUUUAUAACAAAAGAAACUUUCCAUUACCUUGAAGUGGUUAGAUGCAGGCCUUGGCGGUUGUUUUUUGGUAAAUAAAAAAGGGUUUGUACAAAUAGUAAACGUGAUUCCAUGUAAAUGGUAAACAACCUUUACGCUGUUUACAGUCAAGUGACUAUCAAACAUAACUCUCCCAUUUUCCCUUUCUUUUUACUAUUCUAGAUCAUGAGACCGAUCUGUAACACGCCCACCCAAUACUUCUGUCUAUCAAACAAGUCAUGUUCUCGGCAACCUUGCCCUACCUACCCUUCCUACAUCUGCUCAUCUCCCAGCGUCCUCUGCGCUUCCAAGUCCUGCUGUAACCAGCCUCCGAGUGAAAACUGCUCUCAGCUGUUCUCCCCAACAAAUCUCUCGGCUGAUUCGUUGAUCAUAGCAGCUUACAUCGGAGUGUUGGCGAUCCAAACAGGUUACAACCUUCAUGUACUUCCCAAGGAUCAGAAAGUGAACGUUUUGCCUGGAGAUAUGAUAGCUUGGGGACCGACAGCAAAUGGAAAAAUUGCGCAAAAAACGGGGGGAGGCACGGUGUAUCACUUUUCAGCAUUGGAUGCGCAGACACUUCAAACUGGAACAAAUGUGUCGGUCAACCAAUCACAAUUGAUUAUAAACUUGACGUACCUGGUCAACAUCAUUGGAUCUCAGGCUGCUAUGUUCGAAUUCAGCCAUCAAUUUAACUCGUCUGGGAUGUACUGGGCCCAAGUCAAAAUUAAUGAUACUUUCGGAAAUGCUUUGGCGCCAAUAGUUAGACCAUUCCAAAUACAGGAUCCUCUUUCGAAAAUAAAAGUUGUCUACCAGCCAGGAUUUUCCUUUUUUGGCGCUAAGGUAAACGAAGAAAUUGAACUAAUUGUUAAUAUCACCUCUGACGAGAAUAUAACAGUAUCUUGGACCCUUGUUAACUCCAGUGGGGUAAUAAGACAUGAAACUUUAUUAAGUGAAGACAGCAGUUUUGUUGUCGACAGGCUCAACCAGACGUUUCCGAGCUUAGGAACGUACGUUUUUUUGGUCGAGGCUGCCAAUAACGUCAGCGUUAUAAACAGUACAGUGUUGGUCCACGUUCAAGACGGUCUAACUGAUCUUGUUGCCUUUGUGAUUUCGGACAAAGUCUUUCUUGGUGCCUUGACAGAGCUGAAUGUGUCGGUAAGCGGGUCCAAUGCCAAGUUCAAAUGGGACUUCGGCGACGGUUCCAGGACGAAUUACAUUUCAAACACAACUGUCUUUCAUCGUUUCUCUGAGACAGGACUUUUAAACGUCUCCGUAAUUGCUAAUAACCUGGCAUACACAGAGAGAACCUGGCAAACUGUUCACGUGCUAAACCCUCUAAGUAUAUCUGUUCCAUCAAAGGGUGAGGUUGGCGUGGCCAUAAACGCGUCUUGUACAUUAAUUGGAUUCUUUCCGCCAGACCAGUAUUACUACUGGGAUUACGGCGAUGGCAGCACAGAGGAGGGUCUUAACAAAGUCCAGGUGACUCACAAUUACUCUAACGGAGGAACCUACACAAUUUCAGUCAAGCUAAGAAGUGAGGUAAAUGUAAACGCGAGCUCGAAGAUUCUUGUGCUAGAGCCAGUCUCGGGUCUAAAGAUUAACAACAUCACUGGAAUAGAACUCUUUGAUAACAAGACUUUCACAGCCCACACAAAAACAGGAAACAAUUUAACAUAUGAAUGGUACUUGUAUAGUAACAAUAGCAUGAUUAUCAUGGUUUGCACAGAUAACAACAACAACAACAACAUCAACAGUCAAUCGAUCGAACUCUCUUUCAAUUCAACAGGAGUAUACACUGUAAGUGUAAACGUCUCAAACUCCGUUUCCUUUGGAUUUGCCUCGAUAACUUUCCCUGUUCAAGAGCGCAUUUUGGGACUGAGUAUAACCGCUUUCCCGAAUCCUGCGCCGUCUAAUUCCACAAUAACUUUUAACAUCACAAAGGGUACCGGAAGUGACGUCAGAUAUCGUCUUGAUUUCGGUGACGGAUUUGUCGCACGAGAUUUUCCACCGAACUAUCUUUUCAAUCGGACAUUUGUUUCCGGUCGAUGGCAAAUCAUCUUGACUGCUGAGAACGCUGUCAAUCAAGUGAUUGUUUUUUACAACGUGACAGUGCAAGAUCCUUUACAUAACAUAACUGUAGGUGUCGUUGCUGAAUCUGAAUUUCAGGGACAAAAACUUGUGGCAGUUGGAACAGACACAAUUUUUUACAGCAAAGUAUGCGUGGGUACUGAUGUAUAUUUCCGGUGGAAUUUUGGAGAUGGAAGCACCAUUCGCACCUAUAAAGGCUCAAAACUGCUAACAGGAGAGAGUAAUAACUCCGUCGGACACUCGUUUGCGAGCACAGGCCAGUUUAACAUCACUAUACAAGCUUAUAACGUAAUCAGUCAGCUCAAAGCCUGGGUUAUAGUGGAUGCGCAGGAAAGAAUCGAAGGGUUUAAGUUGGAAGUUAGUGAUCAUGCAAGUCCUGGGAACCCGAUAACAUUUCACUUUUCGCAAACUAAAGGAAGCAAUGUAAGCUAUAUAAUCAACUUUGGUGACGGGGAAGCAAGUCAAGUAAUCACUUUAAAUUCCUUGGUUAAGGCUUAUAACAGUGAAGGUGUGUUCAAUGUCACAGUUAAGGCAGCCAAUCAACUAAGCUUCCAGAAUGUGAUAAAAACAAUUUCAGUGCAGCGUCAGAUUCAAGGCCUCGCGUUCGUGCAUCCAAUCGCUGCUGCUAAAAUUGGUUUAUCUUCAGUUAUAUCAUGGAGUAUCAGUGACGGCAGUGACGUAAAAUUUGAAAUCAACUAUGGUGACGGAAGCGCACCUCAUGUUCUGGACGCCGUCGAUGCCGGAACAAACGUCACCGUGCGUCACAACUACACGUCAUGGGGUGCGUAUAUAGUCCAAAUCACUGCUUAUAACUUAGUGGGACCCAAUAGUACAAUUACAGGAAGUGCCAUGGUAGAUGAAGCCAUAGAGGGCCUCUCAGCGCACACCAAACAAAGUACAAUACAAUUGUACCAAAGUGUGGUUAUCCUUGCGUCAGUUCUGAAAGGGAGUCGUGUAACUUAUGAGUUUCAAUUUGCUGAUGGUUCAAAUGACGUACAAACAUCAAAUAACACUGUUUCUCAUCAGUAUAGGAAACACGGCCAGUUUAAUGUCACAGUCACCGCUAGGAAUUCUAUAACUGCUUUGAAAACAACGCAGCUUAAUGAGACAAUCACGGUAGAGAAGCCAAACACGCCGCUGGAGAUUCGUGGGCUCAAUGUAUCCUGCAAAGCUACCACUCCUGGGAAUGCAAGCAAAAUUCUCAUCACCUUUGAUUAUGGUUUCUUAUUCAAGUGCCUGGUUGACUUUGGCGACGGGACCAAUGAAACGUUUAAGGACGAAAAUCUAGGAAAUCCUGUAUUACAUACUUACAGUGAAGUGGGUAGUUUUGAUGUGACUGCACACUGUGACAAUCCGUUAGGAGGUGACGUCGUCCAUACAAUAGCACGGGUAGACGAAUUUAUCACUGGACUUAGAUUUAAGACCGGAAGUGAAGUGAUUAACACAACAUUUGGUCACGAUGUUACUAUUGAGUGGAUCUGGGAAACGGGUACAAAUAUCGAGCUCAGUGUCACGCUAUCAGGUCAUGGUUCUAUUCCAAGACAACAAACCAGUAAAACAGGCUCUGUGACGUUAAACCAAUCAUUAUGUUCCAAUCCAGGAAAAUACGUCGUCAACAUUGAGCUGUCGAACUCCGUCACGUCUCCACAAAGCUUGCAGGCUACAGUCACCUUUUUGGAGGAAAUAUCUGACUUAAAGGUCUGGUAUAAUCCAGUAGUCAGAACCGGUAGUAAAGUCCCGAUCAUUGUCUCCGUUGAAUCAGGAUUAGAUGUUAAAGUUCUUUGGAAAUAUGGUGAUGGGGUUGAUAACACCCGGAAAACCAAAGGCUUUGGAAAGCAGACGUUUGUAUCAAGUCAUGUAUAUAAUACACAAGGAAAUUAUGAACUAGAGGUUGAGGCCUCUAACGAAAAUUCUUCUAACAAAACUAAACGUACCGUAACAAUUCUAGGUGCCGUUAAAGGAUUUUCAUUCCAUCAGCAAUAUAAGGCAGUUUGGCCGUCGAGGAACAUGACUUUCCAAUUUAAUAGAGAAUCGUUGCUUCCAGAGCUUCUCAACACAACAUACUGCAUCUAUUUUGGAAAUGGCGAGAAAUCAAUGGACAUACUGGUUGAGCCUGCGCAAACGCAGUUUAGUUAUAACUACUCUUACUCCGCACCGGGGUGUUACAAUGCUAAGCUGAUUAUACGGAAUUUUGUGAGUCGUGUCGAGUUAUCGGCACCUGUUGAAAUCGUACAGCCAAUCAGAAACGCCAAACUCAAAGCCUUGAAUUCGAAAUACUCGGCUCGUCCGGGAACUGUGGGUGGAGGCUCAACUCGGAACACCUUCCCGUUUGAGUACCCAGUAUCCUUUGCGAUUUCGCAAGACACGGGAACAUGCUUGAGGUAUGAUUGGUCAUACGGGGAUUUCCAUGAAUCGCAAAACGUCACUGAAGCUGUUACUACGCAUGCCUAUCCACUGCCUGGGAAUUACAAUAUUACGGCUAAAGUUUAUAACAGCUUGGGAGAGAAGAUUCUGAAAGUUAAAAUAACUCUACAGCAUACCGUACGGGGUUUGUAUUUAGCGGCCAAUGCUUCAGCAAGACCCGAAGAGAGUAUCACUUUUGUCGCGUUUUGUUCGAGCCUCGGAACGGAUUCUCAGUUUGUUUUCAAUCCUGGUGAAGGAGAUAACGUUACUCUCAACCGCAAAAAUUUUAAGAGCAACUCCAAACUAAAAGCGGAAAAUAACCUCGACCCUAAUAUCAACUUGCCGUUCACUCCUUCAGAUUACUACGCACAAGUUUACAGUCAUAGGUACACAAGCAAGGGAUUGUUCGAGGCGCAAGUGUGGGCCUGGAACGAGGCAUCUCAGCAAUCAGCUCGUUCUUCAGUUGCAGUAACAGAUGAGCCAGUUCCAGUCCCCGCAGUGCAAGUGAGGGGAGGCCAAAAAAACUUAACGAAUAUCACGUCUUUUUUGUUUGGAACACGAUUUUCUCUCAGCUCUAGCGUCAGGAUAUCAAGCAAUAAAAGCUUCAAAGUCAGCUUUAAAUGGGUUGUGUUUAAAGCCGAUUCAUAUCAUAGCCCUGCAGCUUCUGUUCACGUGCAACUUCCUCCGGAGACAGCGAGAGAAUUGAAGUAAAUAAAACGCACUUUACUUGAGCAAUGUAAUUUUAUUUGUAAUUGCACUAAUGGUAAUGGUAAUCGUAAUCGUAAUUGCAAUCGUAAUCGUAAUCGUAAUUGUAAUUGCAAUGGUAAUCGUAAUCUUAAUCGUAAUCGUAAUUGCAAUCGUAAUCGUAAUCGUAAUUGUAAUUGCAAUGGUAAUGGUAAUCGUAAUUGCAACCGUAAUCGUAAUCGUAAUUGUAAUUGCAAUGGUAAUGGCAGUGGUAAUCGUAAUCGUAAUUGUAACAACCCACGUUUGAUAUAUUAAAAUUCCAACACGACUCCGAGGCUUUAGCGACAAAAUUGCAAAUUUUUCACGAUUCCAUUGUGUCGCAAUUACCAGAAGAAAGAAAACCAAACCAAAUGUAGAAAAAUGACCAGAAAGCCUCAUAAUCAUGUUAAAAAUUUACUAUAUCGAACGUGGGAUUUUGUAGUGGAGACGAGACCACCAUUUCUAGGCGUUCAACCGAGCCACGCGAAGGUCUAGUCGUCGAAGGUCAAAGUCAGUACCCUCAGUUCUCAAAUAGCAAGCAAACAUAGUAUUAGCUUUUCUUUUUAACCCCAAGAGUUUCAAAACCGAUACCUUAUGGAAAAUGAAAAAAUAAUAAUAAUUCCGUAGUCUGAUAGACUUUCUCAGUUUCACUACGAAGAAGAAAUUGCUAAGACCAUACAGUUCUCGUUUUAACUGAUAAUGGAGCUUUCAAAACGGCUUUCCUUUCUUUAAUUUAUUUCACUGCUCGAAAUAGAUGAUAAAAUAGCAUCUUUUUGAAAUCAGCAUAUCAGAUCAAGAGCCCCUGGGAAGGGGGUUGGGUACAUUUUGCUUUUUGCCAAACUUCACUGAUAAAUUGUUUAAAAGACUCUUUUCUUAAGUAGAAAAUGAUCGGUUUUGAGGUAGAGUCCCGGCUUUGAUGCACUCGAAAACGUUUAUAAGGAGAAUUUUUUUUUCAUCUUUGCAGUCUGUCUUCUGAUAUUAUCACGGACCAGUCCUCAAUUUCGAUUCCCGCGUUCGGCCUGGGCCCCGGCGAUUACAUCUUCCAGCUCACUGUCUCAAUAUCCGACGUCGGUGUAAAUAACGCUGACUACACCUUCGUUAGCAUCGCAGACUCAGACAUCGAAGCCCGCAUUGCCGGUGGAGAUUUCAGGUCACAUGACUGGGGCCAAUGGCUCGUAUUGGAUGCAACCAAAUCGAUCGACCCACUAUCGCCAAAAGACGACAACUUGAAUCACGCUUGGUUUUGCAACAUUACCAAAAAUGAUGCUGAUAUGAUUACACCGGGUUCUGAUUGUUUUGGAAAUGGAGAAAAUCAAGUUGAAUUCGAAGGCAAAGUCUUCAAAAUUGCACCGAGGAGCCUUAUAGAGGCUACAACUUAUGCGUUCACUGUAAACGUCAGUUCAUCCAGCACCAGCCGCUGGUCAACAGCAACGCAAGAGGUGAAAGUGUUGAUCGGGAACCCGCCAGAUAUCAAAAUACGGUAAACUAUGACAGAAACCCCAUUAUAAAAAACAAAACUAUAUUUUAAAAGGUCCUCAAUAACUUUAGAUCAUUAUAGAGGCAAAAGGCCACGAUAAUACCAAAGCGAGCAACUUCCAUGUACGCUAGUCACGGUGUUUUCAGCAAACCAGCCGCAAAUGCUAAAGACCUACAAAUAGUACAUUUUGACCUUUCAACAACGAUAUUUAAUUCUUCAAAUGCGUUUAUAGACGAAGGGGCGCUUCAGUUCCUCGGGAAUACAUUUACUCUAAAAAUAAACCGCUCCGUGAAAAGGUUACAUGAGAGUGACAUAGGAGUUACUCUCUCUGGAUCAUGGUCUCCUGAUAGGGGCUGUAUUUAUUACAAUGAUGUACUUAUGAUCAUAUUUUUAGUACUCUGAAAGAAAAUACUGUGAAUACUUAAUGCAACUAUGAUGGAAUUUACAGAGAAGGUUAUUUUUCUUGAUUUAUUCCAAUUCUAGUUGUGAGUCCAAUUGUGGAACAUACCUAAAUCCUUCCAGGAGAAUUAUCCUCACGACCACAUGUCUCAACUGUGAUGGCAUCAACCAAAUCAAUUAUAACUGGUCAGCAGAGGACGUAGAAACAUCUGUACCUUUCUCGAUAUGGCCCGACCGAGCCCUCACGCCACGAGACUCACAGAAUGCGGUCAUCCUUGGGAAUACAUUUGACAGUGGUGCUUCGUACAAGAUCCGAGUCAUGGCCUCCAGAUCCAACGCAGGUUAAGCAUGCACAAAUACAUUGUUCAAUUCUUAUAAAAGAGUAUCUUAGUAACUUAGAAAUGAAGCAUUUUUUGGCCAGGGUCUUGGUGUUGCCGAUGAAGCGUUCACGAAAAAUUGAAACUAUAGAAUAAUAUCUUCAACAUAACAAAUUCGGAACGAACAGUAGUUUCGUUUACGCCAAGGAACAGCCUGCAUUCUUAAAGCAAGCUUACGGCUAAUACUGUAAUAAUCCUGUCCCCUCUGAUAAUAGUACUCGCACUUUCAAUAACUUUUCAAAAUUAGUCAUUUGCUAUGGGAGGCAAUUAAUGUUUAGUUUUUCCAAACUUUUGCCGGAUACUAAAAAAAUAAUCAUAUACUCUUCCAGAAGUCCAAGGAUUCGCCGAAUAUAUCAUCCAAACCAAUAAUCCACCUAAAGAUGGCUCGUGUGAAGUCAAACCCAUUACUGGCGAGGAGCUCAAAACAAGAUUUAGGUUUUCUUGUAGCGGCUGGCAAGAUGAUCACGAACCGCUGACCUAUGAGAUGUUUUACUCUUACCAACGUGACAGCAAAGACCCAAGCUCCUCCCAAAAUGGCGUACUGUUCUUUCUUGGUCCUUCUGUAGAAUCAGCUGAGUUUUUAUUUCCAGCCGGCAAAGAAGAGGACAGACACUUCAUUGAUGUCGUGGUGAAAAUUAAAGACGCAUAUGGGGAGUUUGUGCAACACAACCUAACAAUAAAAGUAACAAUUCCUUCGUAAUGAUUAGUGAUUUAAUAUUAGCGACCACAGAUUCAGCUUUGACGGGUACCACUGAGAGCCUUCAACGGGCUUUAGGAAACUAGGGAAAGAGACCAUUUAUUUUGGGGGGAACAAGGGGCAUAUUUUGAAAUAACUAUUAAGGGACAAGAGAACUGUUAAGGUUUUUAGAGAACAAGGAAAACGGGUAUACAUUAAGGUCUCUUAAAAGACCCCGAACACACAUGAACCGACCAAAGUUUUUUUGUGUUUGAAAACUUGAUUGCACUCUGUUGAGUGUGAUUUGGUAAGGUGUUCACCAAGAAGAUCGGAGAGUUUCGUAUGUUUUCUAGAAAGCUGUAAUUGUGUUGAAACGAUGAGGCUAAGUUCAGUGAUUUUUACCACUCUGAAGUUCAAGGUGUCUGGAUAUCAAAUGGAUCUGUUACAAUACUUGAUUGUUUCAUAUUCUUCUCAAAUUGAUGAAGUCUUUUUAAAGAAAUCACGUUACGGCGAUAAGGAUAACAUUUCCGGGCUCCUUCACCCAUUUUUUUUUCCGUUUUUUUCUCGACACUGCUCUCUAAUUAGAAUGUCAUGAAUUUGAGAAAGUACGUAGAAAUUGAUUAAAUUUUGUUCUCCUUCUUGUUAUUCUUUUCAGGUAAAACCGAGGAAUGUGAGUCUAAAAGAACUGAAAAGCGAGAUACUUGAACAAGGAAACCAAAUCGAAAAGGCAGUAGACUUAGGAGCAGAUAUCGUCGCCGUACAACUCAUAAACGUUAUCAGUAACAUACUCAACAGUAAAAAUGACACCAGUAGCAAUUUCCUGGCAGAAAACCAACAGGCA
Messenger RNA from Porites evermanni, 11938 nucleotides. The record is from the annotation of a GenBank genome assembly. Lineage: Eukaryota; Metazoa; Cnidaria; Anthozoa; Scleractinia; Poritidae.